AUGAAGAGAGUGCGCAUGCCGAUGCUGCGCUGCUGUCCACGAUCGAGCUCCUGGUCUGCCGGCCUCUCGUGCACCUCCUCUUCAUCCUGGCGCUGCAUUACCGCCACCAACUUGCGGUUUGCGCGAUCAACGAGCAGCAUCACAUCCUCAAACCCGGCACAACCACCUGCGCCCCCCAAGGCAUCAUCAAGUGCUGCAAAUCGCAAGGGGAAGAAGCUAGCAAGCGUGUUCCAGUACUUCGCCGCUCACGACCCGUCCUCCAGCACUGCUCUCCCCGUGCCGCCAGCCACCGUCGACUUCGUACGAUCGAUCACGGAUGAGGAGCGCAAGGCCGCCCACGCCUUCUUCACCAAGAACGCCGCCUUCCUCGCCUCCAGCGUCGCCGCACCCAACCUCCCCGCAGAGGACCAGCCCGAGUUUGCGUUCGUGGGGAGGUCGAACGUGGGCAAGUCGUCGCUGCUCAAUGCCCUGCUGUCCAAGCCGCUCGCCCGCACCUCCAACACUCCCGGACGCACGCAAACCAUCAACUACUACCAGGCCGGCAGCGUGAAGCUGGUCGAUCUGCCCGGCUACGGCUACGCCAAGGCGCCGGUGCGCAUCGUCCGAGAGUGGCAGCAGUUCGUGAACACGUUCCUCACCACGCGCAAGUCGCUGUACAACACGAGCGUGCUGGUCGACUCUCGACGAGGCAUCACGGACAAGGACGCGGAGGUGAUCCAGAUGCUCAACACGCACGGGCUGCCGCACCAGGUAGUGCUCACCAAGGCCGACAAGCUGUCGCGCCGGGAGAUCUUCGUAGUGCUGGCCGAGACGAAGGAACGCAUCAAACGAUCCCCCUUCUGCUCGCCCAUCAUCUACAUCACCAGCAAGGACGGCCUGGGUGUCGAUGAGCUGCGAAUUGGAUUGAUGCGAGCAGCGAAAUCAAAUCAAAUUUAA
This is a messenger RNA of Acanthamoeba castellanii str. Neff, 936 nucleotides long. RefSeq names its product ribosome biogenesis GTPbinding protein YsxC, putative. The record is from RefSeq and is a predicted model, not a curated record. Gene Ontology annotation, molecular function: GTP binding. The coding region runs from base 1 to 936 and encodes 311 amino acids. NCBI's taxonomy places the organism in Eukaryota, Discosea, Longamoebia, Acanthamoebidae. The transcript has 5 exons.